Maylandia zebra (zebra mbuna) is the source of this 2037-nucleotide messenger RNA. RefSeq names its product trophoblast glycoprotein like (gene tpbgl). NCBI's taxonomy places the organism in Eukaryota, Metazoa, Chordata, Actinopteri, Cichliformes, Cichlidae. Gene Ontology annotation, biological process: negative regulation of canonical Wnt signaling pathway. The record is from RefSeq and is a predicted model, not a curated record. Gene Ontology annotation, cellular component: plasma membrane. Gene Ontology annotation, molecular function: protein binding.
GCAGCCACACUUCACACUUGGCCGUCUUCAGCCGUUCUCAUGCGUGCAAAUCUCAAACAAAACUCAUCUUUACUGCAGAAAAACACGACUCCAAGGUGACAAUGAAGAAAGCCGUUUAUUUCUAUCCCGUCUCCUCCAAGUAAAGGCAAUACGUCCGACUGACACGACUUUACACGCCUGUGAGAGGAUCGGUCACCUUCUUUGCAACACCCAUCGGCAUAUUCCUGUUUUGAGAGAAGGGGGGGAAAGAGGGAGAAGAUGUGGAUCUUUUACAGUUCGGACAAUUCAAAGUGUAUCUUUUCUAUUUGGAACCAGUGGUGUUUGUAUUACGCAGCAGUGAUGUGUUUGUUGCUUUCGCCCGUAAGGAUGGACGACGCGUGCCCGUCGUCCUGCAUCUGUACCAGGGGCUUGAGGACGGUGACCUGCCGUGACGGGGACUACACCGAGGUACCCAGAGACAUGCCAAAGUGGACGUCCACCUUGACACUUACGGGGAGUAACAUCUCAACUUUACAGCGUGAUGCGUUCAUGACCAACGGCACGGAGUUGGAAAUGACAACACUCUCUCUGUCCUAUAACGGGAUACAGGCUAUUGAACCUUACGCCUUCCUGGGGCUUUCCCGGUUACAUUCGUUGGAUCUUAGCCACAAUCAGUUGGAGUUUAUCUCAUCCAGGGCUUUCCAUGGAUUACCCGAUCUGCGCUCUCUUAACCUGAAUUACUCCGUUUCUCCUGCGGCCACCGCGCAGCUCUCAGAUGCGCUCAACACACAAAGUUUGCGCAACCUGCACAGACUGGAGUUGGCGGGAAACAAGCUGACGUCUAUCCCCCUCGAGAGAUUAGAUGUCUUUAACCUCCACGAGUUGGUGCUGAUUAAUAACUCAAUAGAGAUCAUCGGGGAGGAAAAUGUAACCAGUUUGUACCAACAAAGGCGCAUACGCGUCUACUUGUCUUUAAAUCCGUUUCGGUGCAGCUGUGAACUGGAGGCGUUUUACUACUGGCUGAAGAACUCGUCCCAGUGCCUGGAUGCAGGGCGUCUCCUGUGCAGCGAGCCAGAGGCUAAGAGGGGGAUUCCCGUGGAAAAGCUCCGGGGAGAGGAGGUUGAUUGUAUGAACGAGAACCUGGAGGCGGUGUCAUAUGUUUUCCUAGGUAUAGUGUUGGCUCUCAUCGGGGUGGUGUUCCUGAUGGUACUUUAUCUCAACCGGGGAGGCAUCAAACGGUGGCUCAACAACAUCAGAGAGGCCUGCCGUGACCAGAUGGAGGUAUAUCAUUACCGCUAUGAGCAGGACUCUGACCCCAGACUGGCCAACGUGGCUGUUUAACCAGUCGAAACAUCAAUCCAGUGCUACAUAGUGUGAGGACAGACGAUAUUACCAGGAUAACCUAUUUAUCAAAGACUGUGGCCUUGACCUGUCACAACUACAACUGAUGGUUUUUUAAAACUAGUUUCAUCACGUUCAGCCCAUGAAUUCACUCUGGGAGAUGCACAGAGCCAAAGGCAGUUAAAUAUAAGUAACUGUUCAUCCAGCACAACUAAAUACUUCAAUCUUCUCAGCAGUGUUGUACAUAUUGUAUAUAAGUAUCUCCUCAUAGCAGAAAUGCUUUCCAUCUGUUGUGUUAUCUUACACAGCCCCACUUGUUUAGUAUUUACCCUCAGUAACCGUCCAAAGCGCACAGUAAAGGUCCAUCAAAUUUCCAAUUUGAAAAGCUGAGUCAGCGUUAUUACCCAAAGCUGCGGCCCCUGCUUAAUAUUUUACAUUCAGGAGAACCUGCGCAGAGAGCAAGACUGCUUUUAAUCUACCAGGGAGUGCAUAUUGUCAGAGAAGGAAACUCAUUUGGCAUUUUUUUUAUGGAGUGCCAUGUUUGUGGAAUAUGUUACACACCAUGUUUUCACGAAGACCCUUUUAUCUCAGAGAAGAACGUGUGUCAUUUGACACCAGAUCAGCUUAUCAGUAAAACUGUGGAAAAAGUGAAAGAGAGACCAAUUUUAACCGUGCAUGUGAUUCCUGUAGGCAUAGAAAACCAACCAAAACAUUAAU